UGAGGGCGGACGACGAGCGAGGGGGGCGAAGCCGAUUCAUCGCGUCGCGGCCGGCGAGAUCGAUUGGGCGGAGUGGAGCGGGGCGAGGCGGGUGGGCGAUGGACGGGCUGACUGUGUCGGAGGCGGACCUGGUGGUGUACGUCCACCCUUCCAAGGCCAACAAGGUCCGACACGCUGUCCUUCGCCAGCUCAGUUCCCUGCUCUUCACAUAUGAUGAGAUAUUUGAUGGCGUGAUAUUGGCAUAUGAAAUUGAUAUUCCUGGCGAGCAUGCGAAGAUUCUUUCGGGGCUAAUCCCAUAUUUUGAAGUUAAAGUGAAAGCAAAUUUGCUGAUUUUCUCUCCUAGGCCAGACAUGUUAUUAGAAGGCAAAGUUGUCAAGCUGGGAAAGGAAUCCAUUCAUGUGAUUGUAUUGGGGUUUUCUUCAGCUGCCAUAAUGUUGGAAGACAUUCGUGAAGAGUUUAGAUAUAAGAUUAAACAUGGUGCAGGAGUUUUUGCUAGUUCCUCCCACAAGCGGCAUGUUAUUAAAACUGGAAGCAUGAUACGAUUCUUGGUCAAAAGUUUGGAUGAAGAAAUACUUCAUAUAUCUGGAUCGUUGGUUCCACCUCACACUGGAUGCAUCCGAUGGUUGUCCAGACAUGGCGUAGAAGAUGGAUCACAUCCAGACAGAAGUUUGAAGGAGCUGAAGAAGGAUGUUAAGAGGGAGCUGCAAGGAGAAGGCAUCACACAUUCUGCUCGAGGAGAGAAGUUUCUAAAUCAAACUCGCACACACAAGUCCAGAAAACGGGCUCGUGAAUAGAAAUCAGAACUCCGAGGAGCCUCCUUUCUGGUUAGCAACACUGUAGUAUUAACAGCACAAAACCAAAUUGGUUUGAUGAGGAUGUAUUCUGAUUUUUUUGUUUUCGAAUGGAGGAAUAUAUUUACGAAAUGUUAUCAGGCAACUCGACCAAGAGGUUACAAUAGGAGGGGAGAGGGGUGGGGUACGGUUUAUGGUUCUUUGUUCAGUGUGGUAGCAUGGUUUGCAUUCAUUUUUCAUUGUUCGUCUGUUGGCCAUUUUGGAAACUAUGGUAUACAUAUAAAGCUAAUGCAUGCUUUUAUGUACU
This is a messenger RNA of Musa acuminata subsp. malaccensis (wild Malaysian banana), 1098 nucleotides long. RefSeq lists its product as uncharacterized. Lineage: Eukaryota; Viridiplantae; Streptophyta; Magnoliopsida; Zingiberales; Musaceae. Gene Ontology annotation, biological process: DNA-templated transcription initiation. The record is from RefSeq and is a predicted model, not a curated record. Gene Ontology annotation, cellular component: RNA polymerase I complex.